This is a messenger RNA of Moesziomyces antarcticus, 393 nucleotides long. Its product is annotated as acyl- carrier protein. NCBI's taxonomy places the organism in Eukaryota, Fungi, Basidiomycota, Ustilaginomycetes, Ustilaginales, Ustilaginaceae. Gene Ontology annotation, biological process: fatty acid biosynthetic process. The coding region runs from base 1 to 393 and encodes 130 amino acids. The transcript is spliced from 4 exons. Gene Ontology annotation, molecular function: acyl binding; acyl carrier activity. The record is from RefSeq and is a predicted model, not a curated record. Gene Ontology annotation, cellular component: mitochondrion.
AUGGUCGCCGCCCUCCGAACUGCUGCUGCCUCGCUCGUGCGCGCCCGCGCUCCUCUGGCCCUCGCCCGUGCUGCGCCUGUCGCCCGCGCUGCUGCCGUCGCCCCGCGCUUCACCCCCGUGCGCUUCUACGCUGCGUCGGCUGGCCUCUCCAAGUCCGACAUCGAGUCGCGCAUCGUCGACGUGCUCAAGACCUUCGAGAAGGUCGACCCCAGCAAGGUCGCGACCACUGCCUCGUUCACCACUGACCUCGGCUUGGAUUCGCUCGACGCCGUUGAGGUCGUCAUGGCCAUCGAGGAAGAGUUCUCGAUCGAGAUCCCCGACGAGGAGGCCGACAACAUCACCACCGUGCAACAAGCCAUCGACUACAUUGCCAAGUCGCCCGAAGCCAACUAA